This is a messenger RNA of Penicillium chermesinum, 1545 nucleotides long. RefSeq names its product arylsulfotransferase family protein. The transcript has 3 exons. The record is from RefSeq and is a predicted model, not a curated record. NCBI's taxonomy places the organism in Eukaryota, Fungi, Ascomycota, Eurotiomycetes, Eurotiales, Aspergillaceae. The coding region runs from base 1 to 1545 and encodes 514 amino acids.
AUGCGAGGUGCUCUGCUCCCCGCUCUGGGGGCUCUGUCUCUGGCUGCCGGCGCUGCGGCCGGCGCUGCGGCCGUUGACUGGCCUACCUACAGCUACAAGACCGGACCAUGGGAGCCUCCUCAACUGGUCGUCAACAAGACUGACGGCUAUGUUGAGAAUGAGUUGAUUUUCAUUCCUGUCCGAGUCGAGAACACUGCCGGCACUGCGCCCACCAUCUACGAUACUGACGGCGAGCUCAUCUACCAGGGCCCCAUGGAAACCACCAUGGACAUGAAGCCAGCAACCUUGUUCGGCAAGCCUGUGCUCCUUUUUUGGUCUGGACAAGUUUCCGACGCCGGUGGUUACGGCUACGGAAGCGUUCACAUCCUGGACGACACCUACAACGAGAUCUACACUGUCACUUUGACCGGCGACUUCAACUCCUAUGACACCCAGGAGAAGGACUCCUACAUCGAUGUCCACGAGCACCACAUUACCAGCCGUAACACAAUCAUUGUUAGCGCCAUCAACGUGACCCAGUACGAUCUCAGCGUCGCCGGCGGUCCAUCCGACGGCUGGAUAAUCGUCAACCAGUUCUACGAAAUUGAUAUUCCCACCAACAAGGUGCUCUACAAGUGGGAUGCUCUUGAGCACGUCGACGACAUUCCCUCGAAAACUCCUAUUACCCCCCUCCCCGCGACCCUGGAUGGCUACUUGGUCUCCCUGCGUUUCUACUGGGGUGCCUACUACCUGGAGCACGACACCGGUGCCGUCCGCUGGUUCUUCAACGGCACUGGCGGUGGUGACUUUGCCGGCAAUGAUAACUCCUUCUCUUGGCAACACGACUUCCGCAUCUACAACGAGACCGAAGACAGCGCCGUUCUCAGUCUCUUCAACAACGGCAACGGCCAGCAGAAGCAUGAGUCCGUGACCACCGGCAUGCUCUACGAGCUUGACAUCGCCAACAAGCAGGCCACCAUGCUGCAAAACCUGACUGACCCUGCCAACCCCCUGAACACCCAGACCCAGGGCUCUGUCCAGAUGCUGGGCGCGGCCUCCCAGUCCACCAACGUGUUCAUGGGCUACGGCUCCAAUGCCUUCGUCAAAGAGUUCAGCGGUGACGGCGACGUCGUUCUGUCCGGCCAGUUCGCGCCGCUCGGCCAAGGCCAGUCCUACCGCGCUUUCAAGUCCGCGUGGAGCGCUAUUCCCCUGUGGAACCCUGUUGCUGUCACCGAGGUCUCCGGCAGCAACACCACCGUGUACAUGAGCUGGAACGGUGCGACCGAGUACGAUACGUGGGCUAUCUACUCCGCUCCCUCCGCUAGCUCGAACAAAACUACUCUUCUAACCACCACCCCCGGGUUGGUUUCGAAACUUCUUUCGAUAUUACUUCUUACAACGCCUCUUAUAUCCAGGUUGCUGCUCGCCAGGGCAAGAAAAACAUGCGGACGUCUGAUAUUAUUCAGGUUUGAUCUAUGCCCUGCUUGGACACAUGAAAACAGGUCUAGCACUAGCCUUGGCCUGGUCUGUCUAUACCUUUUUUCGCGCUAUAGCACGUUUCAUUGA